Messenger RNA from Myotis davidii, 5623 nucleotides. RefSeq names its product SWI/SNF related, matrix associated, actin dependent regulator of chromatin, subfamily a, member 2 (gene SMARCA2). The record is from RefSeq and is a predicted model, not a curated record. Gene Ontology annotation, biological process: positive regulation of transcription by RNA polymerase II. Bases 85 to 4722 code for a protein of 1545 amino acids. Gene Ontology annotation, cellular component: nucleus. The transcript is spliced from 35 exons. Lineage: Eukaryota; Metazoa; Chordata; Mammalia; Chiroptera; Vespertilionidae. Gene Ontology annotation, molecular function: histone binding; ATP-dependent chromatin remodeler activity; ATP binding.
CCGCAGGCUCGGCGAGCCCCGCUCCUCUUUUUGUUCCGCGGACCCCAGUAUCAUUGUGCUGACUGGCAGAGACAGGAGAAGUAGAUGUCCACACCCACCGACCCUGGUGCGAUGCCCCACCCAGGGCCCUCGCCAGGGCCCGGACCCUCUCCUGGGCCGAUUCUCGGACCUAGUCCGGGACCUGGACCGUCUCCAGGUUCCGUCCACAGUAUGAUGGGGCCAAGUCCUGGGCCUCCAAGCGUCUCACACCCUAUGCCGACGAUGGCGUCCGCCGACUUCCCGCAGGAAGGCAUGCAUCAGAUGCACAAGCCCAUGGAUGGCAUGCACGACAAGGGCAUUGUAGAAGACAUCCACUGCGGGUCCAUGAAGGGCACUGGCAUGCGACCACCUCACCCUGGGAUGGGCCCGCCCCAGAGUCCGAUGGAUCAACACAGCCAAGGUUAUAUGUCACCGCACCCAUCUCCCCUGGGAGCUGCAGAGCAUAUCUCCAGCCCGAUGUCGUCGGGAGGCGGCCCUACCCCACCCCAGAUGCCACCGAACCAGCCAGGGCCCCUCAUCCCUGGCGAUCCCCAGGCGAUGAACCAGCCCAACAGAGGUCCCUCGCCUUUCAGUCCUGUCCAGCUGCAUCAGCUGCGGGCUCAGAUUUUAGCUUACAAAAUGCUGGCCCGGGGCCAGCACCUCCCCGAAACGCUGCAGCUCGCAGUCCAGGGGAAAAGGACGUUGCCUGGCAUGCAGCAGCAGCAGCAGCCACCGCCGCCGCAGCAGCCGCCGCCCCAGCCGCAGCAGCCGCAGCAGCAGGCCCUUGUUAACUUCAACCGACCAUCUGGCCCCGGGCCGGAUUUGAGCGGCCCGAUGCCUGGGCCCUCGGUGCCGCAGCCCGCUCCCGGGCAGCCCUCGCCUAUCCUGCAGCUGCAGCAGAAGCAGAGCCGGAUCAGCCCCAUUCAGAAACCGCAAGGCCUGGACCCCGUGGAGAUUCUGCAGGAGCGGGAAUAUAGGCUCCAGGCUCGCAUAGCUCACAGGAUACAAGAACUGGAAAACCUGCCUGGCUCUUUGCCACCGGAUUUACGAACCAAAGCAACCGUGGAACUGAAAGCACUUCGGUUACUCAAUUUCCAACGUCAGCUGAGGCAGGAGGUGGUGGCCUGCAUGCGGCGGGACACGACCCUCGAGACGGCCCUGAACUCCAAAGCUUACAAGCGGAGCAAGCGCCAGACCCUGAGGGAAGCCCGCAUGACGGAGAAGCUGGAGAAGCAGCAGAAGAUCGAGCAGGAGCGGAAGCGCCGGCAGAAGCACCAGGAAUACCUGAACAGCAUUUUGCAACAUGCGAAAGAUUUCAAGGAGUACCAUCGUUCUGUGGCCGGGAAGAUCCAGAAGCUUUCCAAAGCGGUGGCAACGUGGCACGCCAACACCGAGAGGGAGCAGAAGAAAGAGACGGAGCGGAUCGAGAAGGAGAGGAUGCGCAGACUGAUGGCUGAAGAUGAAGAGGGCUACCGAAAACUGAUUGAUCAAAAGAAAGACAGGCGCUUAGCUUACCUUUUACAGCAGACCGAUGAGUAUGUGGCCAACCUCACCAACCUGGUCUGGGAGCACAAGCAAGCCCAGGCGGCCAAGGAGAAGAAGAAGAGGAGGAGGAGGAAGAAGAAGGCCGAAGAGAACGCAGAGGGAGGAGAAUCUGCCCUGGGACCAGAUGGAGAGCCGAUAGAUGAGAGCAGUCAGAUGAGUGACCUUCCCGUCAAAGUAACUCACACAGAAACCGGCAAGGUCCUGUUUGGACCGGAAGCACCCAAAGCAAGUCAGCUGGACGCCUGGUUGGAAAUGAAUCCUGGUUACGAAGUCGCCCCCAGGUCCGACAGCGAAGAGAGUGAUUCUGAUUAUGAGGAGGAGGAUGAGGAAGAAGAGUCCAGUCGGCAGGAAAACGAAGAGAAAAUAAUUCUGGAUCCAAACAGUGAGGAAGUUUCCGAGAAGGACGCGAAGCAGAUCAUUGAGACAGCCAAGCAAGACGUGGAUGACGAGUACAGCAUGCAGUGCAGUGCCAGGGGCUCCCAGUCCUACUACACAGUGGCCCACGCCAUCUCCGAGAGGGUGGAGAAGCAGUCUGCCCUCCUCAUCAACGGGACCCUGAAGCACUACCAGCUCCAGGGCCUGGAAUGGAUGGUCUCCCUGUAUAAUAACAAUUUGAACGGAAUCUUAGCUGACGAAAUGGGGCUGGGAAAGACCAUACAGACCAUUGCACUCAUCACUUACCUGAUGGAGCACAAAAGACUCAAUGGCCCCUAUCUCAUCAUCGUGCCCCUUUCGACUCUGUCUAACUGGACAUAUGAAUUUGACAAAUGGGCUCCUUCUGUGGUGAAAAUUUCUUACAAGGGCACCCCUGCCAUGCGUCGCUCCCUUGUCCCCCAGCUACGGAGUGGCAAAUUCAACGUCCUCUUGACAACUUACGAGUACAUUAUAAAAGACAAGCACAUUCUUGCAAAGAUCCGGUGGAAGUACAUGAUCGUGGACGAGGGCCACCGGAUGAAGAACCACCACUGCAAGCUGACUCAGGUCCUCAACACGCACUAUGUGGCCCCCAGGAGGAUCCUGCUGACCGGGACCCCGCUGCAGAACAAGCUCCCGGAGCUCUGGGCGCUCCUCAACUUCCUCCUCCCCACCAUUUUCAAGAGCUGCAGCACCUUCGAACAGUGGUUCAAUGCUCCGUUUGCCAUGACUGGAGAAAGGGUGGACUUGAAUGAAGAAGAAACUAUAUUGAUCAUCCGGCGUCUACAUAAGGUCUUGCGACCAUUUUUACUGAGGAGACUGAAGAAGGAAGUGGAAUCCCAGCUUCCAGAAAAGGUUGAAUAUGUGAUCAAGUGUGACAUGUCAGCUCUGCAGAAGAUCCUGUAUCGCCACAUGCAAGCCAAAGGGAUCCUCCUCACAGAUGGUUCUGAGAAAGAUAAGAAGGGGAAAGGGGGUGCGAAGACACUCAUGAACACUAUCAUGCAGCUGCGAAAAAUCUGCAAUCACCCGUAUAUGUUUCAGCACAUUGAAGAAUCCUUUGCUGAACACCUGGGCUACUCAAAUGGGGUCAUCAAUGGGGCUGAGCUGUAUCGGGCCUCAGGAAAGUUUGAGCUACUUGAUCGUAUUCUGCCAAAAUUGAGAGCGACUAACCACCGCGUGCUGCUUUUCUGCCAGAUGACGUCUCUCAUGACCAUCAUGGAGGAUUACUUUGCUUUUCGGAACUUCCUUUACCUGCGCCUUGAUGGCACCACCAAGUCUGAAGAUCGUGCUGCUUUGCUGAAGAAAUUCAACGAACCUGGGUCCCAGUAUUUCAUUUUCUUGCUGAGCACAAGAGCGGGAGGCCUGGGCUUAAACCUCCAGGCCGCCGACACCGUGGUCAUCUUUGACAGCGACUGGAAUCCUCAUCAGGACCUGCAAGCCCAGGACCGAGCCCACCGCAUCGGCCAGCAGAACGAGGUGCGGGUGCUGAGACUCUGCACCGUGAACAGCGUGGAGGAAAAGAUCCUGGCUGCCGCCAAGUACAAGCUCAACGUGGAUCAGAAGGUGAUCCAGGCGGGCAUGUUCGAUCAGAAGUCUUCAAGCCACGAGCGCAGGGCGUUCCUGCAGGCCAUCUUGGAGCAUGAGGAGGAGAAUGAGGAAGAAGAUGAAGUACCCGACGAUGAGACUCUGAACCAAAUGAUCGCUCGACGAGAAGAAGAAUUUGAUCUUUUUAUGCGCAUGGACAUGGACCGGCGGAGGGAGGACGCCCGGAACCCAAAGCGCAAGCCGCGCCUCAUGGAGGAAGAUGAGCUGCCCUCCUGGAUUAUUAAAGACGACGCCGAGGUGGAGAGGCUGACGUGUGAGGAAGAGGAGGAGAAGAUAUUCGGCAGGGGGUCUCGCCAGCGCCGGGACGUGGACUACAGCGACGCCCUGACGGAGAAGCAGUGGCUGCGGGCCAUUGAAGACGGCAAUUUGGAAGAAAUGGAAGAGGAAGUACGGCUUAAGAAACGAAAGAGACGAAGAAAUGUGGAUAAAGAUCCCGCAAAAGAAGAUGUGGAAAAAGCUAAGAAGAGACGAGGUCGCCCUCCCGCAGAGAAAUUGUCACCAAACCCCCCCAAACUGACAAAGCAGAUGAAUGCCAUCAUCGAUACUGUGAUCAACUACAAAGACAGGUGUAACGUGGAGAAGGUGCCCAGUAAUUCUCAGUUGGAAAUAGAAGGAAACAGUUCAGGGCGACAGCUCAGUGAAGUCUUCAUUCAGUUACCUUCAAGGAAAGAAUUACCAGAAUACUAUGAAUUAAUUAGGAAGCCGGUGGAUUUCAAAAAAAUCAAGGAAAGGAUUCGUAAUCAUAAGUACCGGAGCCUGGGCGACCUGGAGAAAGAUGUCAUGCUCCUCUGCCACAACGCUCAGACCUUCAACCUGGAGGGGUCCCAGAUCUACGAAGACUCCAUCGUCUUACAGUCAGUGUUUAAGAGCGCUCGGCAGAAAAUUGCCAAAGAGGAGGAGAGCGAGGACGAAAGCAAUGAAGAGGAGGAGGAAGAAGAUGAAGAGGAGUCCGAGUCAGAAGCAAAGUCUGUUAAGGUGAAAAUCAAGCUCAAUAAAAAAGAGGAGAAAGGUCGGGACAAGGGAAAAGGCAAGAAAAGGCCAAAUCGAGGGAAAGCCAAACCUGUGGUGAGCGACUUCGACAGCGACGAAGAGCAGGAUGAGAACGAACAGUCGGAAGCAAGCGGGACUGAUGACGAGUGAUGGAUACGGACCUUGUUCCAACUGAAUUCCUUCCUCCCCUCUCUCACUUCUACCCAGUGAGUUCAUUUGUGGUAUGGGCACUGGGCUGUUUCUAUAUCAUCAUCAUCACCUAUACACUAGCUUUAGGAUAGUGCCAGACAAACAUAUGCUAUCAUGGUGUAAAAAAACACGCACACAAAUAUUUGUAACAUAUUGUGACCAAACGGGCCUCCAAGAUUCAAAGAUUAAAACAAACAAAAUAAAGCUUUUGAUGGAAAAUAUGUGGGCGGACAGUAUAUUUCUAUGGGCGGGUGUAAUUUGGUAAUGGUUUGAUUGGGCCUGGUCUUAUCACCUGCUCCGAUGAGAAGAUUUUUGUCUUUUUGUAGCACUGAUAACCAGGAUAAGCCAUUCAAAGUCACUGGUUAUUUUAUUUUUCAUCAGGCAAUUUUCAAGAUUUUUAUUUGUUUGGUAUUGUGGUUGUUUUUUUUUACACUGUGGUACAUAUCAGCAACUUUAAUAGGUGAUUAAUGUACAGUAGUUAGACUUCACCUGCAUAGAUGUUUUUCCACUUUAUGCUAUAUGACCUGAAAAUAAAACUGCUUUUUGAAUUGUAUAAGAUUUAUGUCUAUUGUAAACAUUGCUUUUUUUUUUUUUUGCUCUUGAUUUAAAAACAGGUUCUGUUGAAAAUGCUAUUGAAUAUUGCAAUCUAUAUAGUGCAUUGGAUGGCUUUUUUUUGUCACCCUAAUCUCCUAUGUUAUCAAUGUGUAUCGUCUCCUUUCUCCCUAAAGUGUACUUAAUCUUUGCUUUCUUUGCACAAUGUCUUUGGUUGCAAGUCAUAAGCCUGAGGCAAAUAAAAUUCCAGUAAUUUCCAAGAAUGUGGUGGUGGUGCUUUCCUAAUAAAGAGACAGUUUAGCUCAACAAA